Messenger RNA from Daphnia carinata, 3683 nucleotides. RefSeq names its product synaptogenesis protein syg-2-like. The coding region runs from base 909 to 3647 and encodes 912 amino acids. Gene Ontology annotation, molecular function: protein binding. The transcript has 18 exons. NCBI's taxonomy places the organism in Eukaryota, Metazoa, Arthropoda, Branchiopoda, Diplostraca, Daphniidae. The record is from RefSeq and is a predicted model, not a curated record.
ACAGCGACUGCGCGGGACGCCUACGUUACCGAUCUCAGUCACUGUGGGGCACUGCUGUAGACCAGAGGGCGAAUGUCGACCUACCCCAGUUGUUCCCGCCAGAGAACACAUGUGGGUCUAGUGCAAAAGGGGUGGCUCGAUUCGAUCAGUCGCUCGUUAGCUGUCGUUUCGUGAACGUUGCGUCAUUUGAGUCCGGCACUAUUCACGCUUUUACAUGUCCAUGAACAAGUUAAAGAUUUUUGGUUCCUUCUUUUGCCAACAAGUCGGAAUUUCAUAAACUGAGAGACAAAGUGCCACGUCAUCAACGUCGACUGGUCGUCGUCUUGUCUGUGGUGACAUUCAACCGGUUGAAAUCAACAAAUUUCCAUUGUUAAAAAGUGUAUCUCUUCCACGGGAAAAUUGCAAUUUGAAGUCGUCCGAAGUUUUCGUCCUUGGUUAUGAAGUCCAGCUUUCAGCCGGAUCACGAACUUUCUGUAACGAUGUACGUGAUGCUCUCCUAAAACGAUAAAGAGCGUUGAGUAUAUUCAUGACGGCGAAAACGGGAACAACGAGAAUUUACGGCGAAACAAAAGGAAGGAUAGAAAUCGAAUAGACUCUCUAGUGAAUGUCCACCAUCUCCAGGCUGAGUCCCUCACAAUCCACCAACAAUUCAAGCCAUCCAUUAGGAGCGUGAAAGGCCAUCGAAGACAAGUGAGAUUGUGAACGUAUCCCGUAGUUUCCUGAUUGGUAGCCGUCGACGCCGUAUGAUUAACCAGAUCUAAUGGGAGUGUGAUGCUAUUGAGGCGAUCCGUUUGCUGCUAAACCCGAUCAGCCCCGAUCAGUUGGACCCGACUUGCGUUCGUUGGACAUUACCCGUCACCUCCAGCGAAUUCAGUGGAGCGACGAAAAGAAAAAAUCCGUUCUGAUCGAUGAUGGAUCAUCAUGGAACAGCUAGACGGCCGAAGAUGAUCCUGGUGCUGGUGACAACGGCCCACCUCUUUGUGGUUUCGCUCGUCACGGUCGAGUCUGCGACGGCGGCCCUGCUGCCCAUUCCAGCAGAAGUUUCUUCGCGGGCGACAGACAAGAUGCUGGUCAAUACCAUCGACACCUCAGAAGAUGAAUCGAUAAAACUGGAAAAAGUCUCGGUGCUGAGCGGGAGGACGGCCGAACUUCCGUGCGACAUUACUCCGCCGCCGCUCGAUUCCCUCUAUCUCGUCUUGUGGUACAAGAACGAUUCCGAUUUCCCCAUUUACAAAUACGAUGCCCGUCGUUCGAGGGAGAGUUACCGCCAACAACAGACGCAGCACGACAGUCAAAUGCUUCUGCUACAACAACAGCAAGAACAAGGCCAAUACACGCCGACCUCAACAGCGACUCGAGUUCACUUCCAAUUCGACAGCCAUCCGGCCCUUUUGUUGUUGAGCAACGUCGUCGAUCAGGACGAGGGCGUCUAUCGAUGUCGGGUCGAUUUCGGACGGUCGCCCACUCGCAACGUCCUCGUUCAGCUCACCGUCGUCGUUCCACCUGGGAAGAUUCGAAUCAUCGAGGACAAUCGUCAAGUCUCGUCGGUCAUUGGCCCUUACGACGAAGGGGCGCAACUUUCGCUCAAUUGCAUCGUCACUGGAGGUCGACCCCGUCCAGAAGUGAGUUGGUGGUUGGACAACAAAUUAGUGGACCACACGUUCAUCAGCCCAUCGGAGAAUGUGGUGCAAAAUGUUCUGGUCAUCCCGCAACUUCAACGUCACCACCUGCACGCCAUUUUACGUUGCCAGGCGUCCAACUAUUUUGGUGCGCACAACAAGACGUCGACGCCCCAUCUUGGCCUCAAUUCCUACGGACAUCACAAUCGACAACAACAAAACACGAUCGUCUCCAGUGUUCAACUUGAUCUCAAUCUGAAGCCGUUGUGGGUGACAAUCAGCGGAACAGAGAAGCCGCUGUCUGCCGGCAAAUGUUACACGAUUGAAUGUUCCACCGGGGGAUCACGUCCAUCGGCCAGUAUCCAUUGGUACUUGCACUCGAUCCAACAGCAACCCACCAGAGAACGGAUCACGAUGGACGGACGCAACACGACGAGCACGUUGAAACUGACCCCCACGGCCAAGGAUCACGAUGCCGAAUUGAUCUGUUCGGCCGUCAAUCCCGUGAUGAUUUCGACGGCUAGUCACAACAGCAGCGAUGGCCAUAAUUUGAGCGACAGGACCUUGUCGUCGUCCAUCGAGACCCGUCGCAAACUUGUCGUCCAUUUUGCUCCAACGGCGGAAUUGGAACUGGGUCGCAAUUUGAAACCGGACUCGAUCGUCGAAGGCAACGACGUCUACUUCGAGUGUCGCAUCCGAUCCAACCCGCCGCCGCAUCGCAUCAUUUGGACUCACGAGGGCCAGAACGUGCGGGAAAAUGUGACAGCUGGAGUCCUUGUCGUGGAGCAAAGUUUGGUCAUUCGGCGAGUUUCUCGUUUCCAUUCCGGCCGCUAUUCCUGUACGGCCAUCAAUACGGAGGGGACUGGACUCAGUAACACUGUCCAGUUACGCGUCAUGUUCCAGCCGGUCUGCCGUCCUGGCCAGAAAAUCAUGUACGGAGUGGCCAAACAAGAGACAGCCGUCGUCCGCUGUCAAACGGACGCCAUUCCUCUGGCCCGUUCGCAUAGGUGGGCGUUUAAUGCGUCAGUAUCUUCAGAGAUGACUGAACUGACCGUCAAUCGAACCCAAAUUCUUCAUCAGUCAGGCAGCAGCCAUCUUGAGGAAGGGACAGAGGCACAGGAUAGCGUAUUCUCUUAUACGCCGCAAUCGGAUCGUGACUACGGGAAUCUGCUCUGCUGGGCUCGUAACGACAUUGGCGAACAACGGGAGCCUUGCGUCUAUCGCAUUUUCCUCGGUGUCCGUCCCGAUCCGCCCGUCAAUUGUUCAGUGGUCAACCAAACAGCCGACGCGGUGGAAGUUUGGUGCCGGCCGGGGUUCGAUGGCGGCCAUCCGCAGCAGUUCCAGUUUGAGAUCUUUGACACGCAGUCGGCCGUUUUGCUGUACAACAAAUCGGGCAGGUAUCCGCAUUUGAAGGUGGGCAACUUGGAGUCGGGCAUCAAACUGUUUAUCCAAGUGUCGGCCUUUAAUCAACGCGGCAGAUCCGCCCUCGUCCCUCUGGAGGCUUACACCAUCAAAAUCGCUGACAAACAAACAGUUAUCAUGGAAACGACGGACUUGAAUUCGGUGUUGGGCAUCGCCAGCGGAGUCUCUGCCUCCGUCUUGAUCGUCUGCGUGGCCAUCGCGUUAACGACGAGGUUCCGCCGUCAUCAACGCGCUCCGAGCAACCCGUCUCAGCACGACGCGCACAACAUCCAACAUCCAGUUGACAAGACCAAAAAACAAGACAGCCAACCGUACGACUUGGAUGUUGAUCCCGACGUUAUCAUCAACAGUCAACUCGUAAAUGAUCUGCAGCACGUGAAUCACGAUGCCUCCGUGCAAAGGAGUCAUCGAAAUAACAAUUCACCAGCCAGCCAAUCGCAGCAGUUAUCGAUGGCCGUCGAUCCUACACGUCCUUUCGCUAGUGCUGGACAUUCGCAUCCCGCUCAUUAUAGUCCGACAGCUGCCAGUGCGGCGAUGAGCAACAUUGAAGUCGUGGCUGUGAAAUCGCCUCACCGUCACAAGCAAGAUCCCGAAACGUCUAUUUGAUUAAUGUCGAAUGGAAACGAAUGCAGCACAUUCGAU